AAUGAUACUAGUUGUAGUUAUCCUGCUAGCUGAUACUAGCACCAUUCAUCAGUACGCGGUCUGUCCUUGCCAAGCAUGACACUAGCCAGUUUGCUAACGUGCUUUCCUUUGUACCUGUCUAACGUUAGCUAAAUUAAUUACUUAUUUUAAAAUGUUGAUCGCAUAAAAUGUGUAAUUCGUAUUUAAGUUUUUGUAGACAGUCAUGUCAAAAUCUAUUCGUAGUAAGAGGCUCACCACGAUAGCAAGCUAGCCUAAUAGCUAAUCGUGCUAAGGGGGCAUGCGCGCGUUGGGUUCGAUUUUCUGACGACUGGGGAAAAGGUGGUUGCCAUGGAAGCGGAGGGCUUUGGAGAACUCCUGCAGCAGGCAGAGCAGCUUGCAGCAGAGACUGAGGCCGUGUCUGAGCUUCCUCAUGUUGAGAGGAACCUUCAGGAGAUCCAGCAGGCUGGAGAGAGGCUACGCUCCCGCACCUUAACUCGAACAUCACAAGAUGCUGCUGACGUGAAAGCGUCCAUCCUCCUUGGGUCCAGAGGCCUGGACAUCUUCCACAUCUCCCAGCGUCUGGAGAGCCUGAGUGCUGCCACCACCUUUGAACCUCUAGAGCCAGUGAAGGACACUGACAUCCAGGGCUUUCUGAAGAAUGAGAGGGACAAUGCGCUGCUCUCUGCCAUCGAGGAGUCACGUCGCAGGACGUUCCUCUUGGCAGAGGAGUACCACCGCGAGUCCAUGCUGGUUCAGUGGGAGCAGGUGAAGCAGAGAGUACUGCACACCCUGUUGGGAGCAGGGGAAGAUGCUCUGGACUUCAGCCAAGACAUAGAGCCCAGCUUUGUGAGUGACGCAGGAGUUCCUGGACGGAGUGCUCUUGACAGCGUGGAGGUGGCCUAUGGACGACAGAUCUACGUUUUUAAUGAGAAGAUAGUGAAUGGACAUGUCCAGCCCAACCUGGGAGACCUCUGUGCCUCAGUGGCAGACAGCCUGGAUGACAAGAAUGUGUCGGACAUGUGGUUAAUGGUGAAGCAGAUGACAGACGUGCUGCUGGUCCCAGCCAAAGACACGCUGAAGAGCCGCACGGCCUUGGACAUGCAGAUGGCUUUCGUCACGCAGGCCCUGCAGUUCCUGCAGAACAGCUAUAAGAACUACACCAUGGUGACGGUGUUUGGGAACCUGCACCAGGCCCAGCUAGGAGGAGUCCCUGGCACCUAUCAGCUGGUGCGCAGCUUCCUCAACAUCAAACUGCCAGGGCCUCUGCCAGGCAUGCAGGAUGGUGAGGUGGAGGGUCACCCAGUCUGGGCUCUGAUCUACUACUGCCUGCGCUGUGGGGACCUGGGGGCUGCCAUGCAGGUGGUGAACCGGGCUCAGCACCAGCUGGGAGACUUCAAGACCUGGUUCCAGGAGUACAUGAACAGCCCUGACAGACGCCUGGCCCCCGCCACAGAGAACAAGCUGCGUCUCCACUACCGCAGAGUGCUGAGGAACUGUGCUGACCCCUACAAGAGGGCCGUCUACUGCCUCAUUGGGAAGUGUGACAUCGCAGACAACCAUGGAGAGGUGGCCGACAAGACCGAGGACUACCUGUGGCUUAAGCUCAACCAGGUGUGCUUCGAUGACGACGGCAGCAGUGCUCCUCAGGAUAGACUGACAUUGGCCCAGCUACAGAAACAGCUUCUAGAGGACUACGGAGAGUCCCACUUCUCGGCCAGCCAACAGCCGUUCCUGUACUUCCAGGUGCUGUUCCUCACGGCCCAGUUUGAGGCUGCUGUGGCCUUCCUGUUCCGGGUGGAGCGUCUACGCAGUCAUGCAGUUCACGUGGCUCUGGUUCUCUACGAGCUACGGCUGCUGCUCAAGUCAUCAGGGCAGAGCGCACAACUGUUGAGUCAGGAAGCUGGGGACCCCCCUAUGGUGCGUCGGCUCAACUUCAUCCGGCUGCUCAUGCUCUACACGCGCAAGUUUGAGUCCACAGACCCCCGGGAGGCUCUACAGUACUUCUACUUCCUACGGAAUGAAAAAAACAACCAAGGAGAGAACAUGUUCAUGUGCUGUGUUAGCGAGCUGGUGAUUGAGAGUCGAGAGUUUGACAUGCUUCUGGGAAGACUGGAAAAAGAUGGCAGCAGAAAGCCUGGAGUGAUUGAUAAAUUUGCCGGAGACACUCGAGCCAUUAUCACAAAAGUGGCGCUGGAGGCUGAGAACAAGGGCCUGUUUGAGGAAGCAGUAAGACUGUAUGAGCUGGCCAAGAAUCCAGACAAGGUCUUAGAGCUGAUGAACAGGCUGCUGAGUCCUGUUAUCGCCCAAGUCAGCGCUGCCCAGUCCAACAAGGAGAGACUGAAGAACACUGCUGUUGCCAUCGCUGAGCGGUACCGGAACCAGGGUGUUGCUGGAGAGAAGUCUGCAGACAGCACCUUCUACCUGCUGCUGGACCUCAUGACCUUCUUUGAUGAGUACCAUGCUGGAAACAUAGACCGGGCCUACGAUGUGAUGGAGAGACUGAAGCUGGUCCCUCUGAGUCAAGACAGUGUGGAAGAAAGGGUUGCUGCAUUUCGCAAUUUCAGUGAUGAGGUCAGGCAUAAUCUGUCAGAGGUACUCCUGGCCACCAUGAAUAUCCUGUUCACGCAGUGCAAGCGCCUGAAGGGGGCCGCAGCAGGAACCCCUGGUCGACCACAGAGGUCCAUGGAGGACAGAGACUCGCAGCUGCGCAGCCAAGCCCGUGCACUGAUCACGUUUGCUGGGAUUAUCCCGUACCGCAUGGCAGGCGACACCAAUGCCCGGCUGGUGCAGAUGGAGGUCCUGAUGAACUGACCCCAAAAUACCUUCAAGCCCCAGCCAUACCCACCCUUUUCAUCAACUGUCAGAUUUUGUUUUGCUUCGUCCCCAUUUUAUGUUUCUUUGUCCUUAUUCGUUGCUCCAUAUUUGUAUUUUUUUUUUCAAAAAAUUAAAUAAAAUGUCAGUUAAAUUUAA
Oncorhynchus tshawytscha (Chinook salmon) is the source of this 2949-nucleotide messenger RNA. RefSeq names its product nuclear pore complex protein Nup93. The coding region runs from base 328 to 2790 and encodes 820 amino acids. Gene Ontology annotation, cellular component: nuclear pore. Gene Ontology annotation, biological process: protein import into nucleus; poly(A)+ mRNA export from nucleus. Gene Ontology annotation, molecular function: structural constituent of nuclear pore. NCBI's taxonomy places the organism in Eukaryota, Metazoa, Chordata, Actinopteri, Salmoniformes, Salmonidae. The record is from RefSeq and is a predicted model, not a curated record. The transcript has 21 exons.